This is a messenger RNA of Epinephelus lanceolatus (giant grouper), 944 nucleotides long. RefSeq lists its product as uncharacterized. Gene Ontology annotation, molecular function: cholesterol transfer activity; phospholipid binding; phosphatidylcholine-sterol O-acyltransferase activator activity. Gene Ontology annotation, biological process: cholesterol metabolic process; phospholipid efflux; lipoprotein metabolic process. The record is from RefSeq and is a predicted model, not a curated record. NCBI's taxonomy places the organism in Eukaryota, Metazoa, Chordata, Actinopteri, Perciformes, Serranidae. Gene Ontology annotation, cellular component: low-density lipoprotein particle; extracellular vesicle; chylomicron.
AUAAUACUAUAAAAGUGUUGAUCGGGCGUUUGCAAAAACACCAGUCAUCAGACUCAGAGCGGAGAAGAGACAAGCUGCCUGUGUAAGAGUCAAAUUCAAUCAUGAAGGUACUUGUGGUUCUCGCACUUUUCUCCGUUUGCAAUGCCAACAUCCUGUGGCAGGAGCCAGCCAAGACCAAUCUGGAAAUGGUGAAAGAUGCUUUCUGGGACUAUGUUGCUAAAGUGACAGUCACCGCUGAGGACUCCCUGAGUCAGAUCAGACAGUCUGAGCUGGGACAGCAAGUGAAUGCCAGGAUCACUGAGAGCACUGACCAAGUCAACAAGUACGUCGCUACUCUGCAGGCUCAGUUGACUCCUCUGACCCAGGACUUCAUCACUAGGGUUACCCAGGAGGCUGAGCAGCUGAAGACUCGUCUGGAGCAGGAUCUGACCACUGUGAGCACUAACGCUGAGGAAAUAGUGGCGCAGAUCCAGAAGCAGGUGGAGGAGCUGAAGAAGGAGGCCACCUCUUACGCUGAGUCCAUGGACCCCGAGGCUGUGAAGGCCGUCCUGCUGCAGAAGAGCCAGGAGCUGAAGGAACAGCUGGAUCAGAAAGCCACCGAGCUGCAGGCCCAGAUGGUCCCCUACACCGACGACUUGAGGCAGAAGGUGGAGAAGAGCAUGGAGGAGUUUCAGAAGACCAUCAUCCCCCUGACCCAGAGCUUUGAGGCCCAGCUGGCCCAGAAAACCCAGGAGGUCCAGCAGAACCUGGCUCAAACAGGAGAGGAGCUGAAGGCCAAACUGGACGCCAGCACUCAGGACCUGCAGGCUCAGCUGGCCAUUCUGUGGGAGUCUUUCACCUCCAAGACCCAGUAAACACGCCUCCUCCAUCAGCCUCUGCACACCAAAUAUUUAUUUCAAUUUCACCCAGUGUAUGCUUCACUAAAUAAAUGAUUUAACAAUCAA